Messenger RNA from Thermothelomyces thermophilus ATCC 42464, 858 nucleotides. RefSeq lists its product as uncharacterized. Gene Ontology annotation, biological process: protein phosphorylation. Gene Ontology annotation, molecular function: ATP binding; protein kinase activity. The transcript has a single exon. The record is from RefSeq and is a predicted model, not a curated record. The coding region runs from base 53 to 745 and encodes 230 amino acids. NCBI's taxonomy places the organism in Eukaryota, Fungi, Ascomycota, Sordariomycetes, Sordariales, Chaetomiaceae.
CAACGUGUAACCGGGCCCUCAACUCGACGUAUUCCAAACCCUGUUGAGAAAUAUGGAGAUCGUCGAGUCCCAAGAGGCAUUUCGGUUCGUCGAAGGCAAACUCAGGUUCAGCUACAUGCAAUACAUUGUACGAGACAACAACAUCCUGUACCUCGGAAAGUGGGCGAAUCGUCACCAAGCACCUCGCGCUCUCUCCCAGCUUUACGACGUCGAAAAACUGCGGACAGAUGACAGAGGGCCGCAGCUAAAGCCUUCUUGGAAGGUGACGUUAGGACAGAGUUGUUACAUCAAGAGGCAAAAACUUUUCGACUAUGCAGGCAAGCUAGACCUCGAAAGACGAAUACUCCGCGAAGUCGAGACGUGCGAAAUCAUCAGAAAACAUCCUCAUCCCAACAUCGCCUUCUAUUACGGCGCUCAAGAAACCCGAGGACGAGUAUCAGGCCUCUGUUUCAAGAGAUACGUAUCGACAUUGCUUGACAAAGUUAACCCCCAACAUUUGAACAAGUCUACCUUCCUGCUUAGCGGGCGACCCCUUGUUGAACAUAGGAUGAAGGCACAGUUAAGCAGGAUACUAGAUGGUAUCCGACACCUGCAUUCGCUUGGGCUGGUCCAUAAUGAUAUUACGCCAGAUAAUAUCAUGCUGGAGGAGGACGGCACCUUGACUUCGACAGUUGCCGGCAUGUUGGGGAAGUGCUUCGAGACACCGACACUAAAAGGACGCAUGGCUGGCACGACCCUGCUGUGACGAUCGCAUCGGAGAAGAAUGACCUCGACGCCUUUGCAGAGCUUCGGACCUGGCUCUUCGGAUCGUCAGCCAACGAAUUCUUGUUUAAAUGAUUCGCUACGCAAAUCGACGCC